AUGGCAGACGCCUCGAAGCAAGCGGGCAGCACUCAAACGCCCGUGACAAAUCCUGGUGCGCCAAAGCGCAAAGCACCCGAGGCCAACCCCAACACCAUCCACUUCACCUCGCGCAAUCCGCCAUGGACCUAUCUCAAACUUCAACUGAUCCCCCAACCAGAUGCGCCCGCCCUCCAACCUCUUGAUGAGCUCUCCGCCCGCACAUACCUCUCGUCCGCACUUUCACAAUUCCUGGGUCUCACGGGUACGGCCAUUCCCAUCGACAUCCUGAAAGUUGAGAACAGAGACCGCGCGGCCUCGAAUGGGAGCAACAAAUACGAUAGUGUGUGGAUUCGCGUCCCGCGCGAUGACGGGGCCGCUGUUGUCGCUGCCAUCAGUUCGUGGAUUGGAGGCAGUGGAAGCGGAUCGGGCGCCGCGUGGAGGAUCUGCGCAAAGGGGAACUUCCUAGGCGCUUUGGUGGCUGGGUCUGGUCAGGACUUGUUCGUGCCUUGA
Messenger RNA from Penicillium diatomitis, 492 nucleotides. RefSeq lists its product as uncharacterized. The transcript has 2 exons. The record is from RefSeq and is a predicted model, not a curated record. Gene Ontology annotation, biological process: tRNA processing; intronic box C/D snoRNA processing; nuclear-transcribed mRNA catabolic process, RNase MRP-dependent. NCBI's taxonomy places the organism in Eukaryota, Fungi, Ascomycota, Eurotiomycetes, Eurotiales, Aspergillaceae. Gene Ontology annotation, molecular function: ribonuclease MRP activity. Bases 1 to 492 code for a protein of 163 amino acids. Gene Ontology annotation, cellular component: nucleolar ribonuclease P complex; ribonuclease MRP complex.